AUGGUUACAACAACUAAAGAAAAAUCUAUAAAUUCUGCCAAAGAACCUCUUAGUCCAAGAAAACGGGCCAUUAAAAGACCGCUUUCAAAUGAUUUGGAAUCUUUAGAAAGCCGCAAAGAUAAUACAUUUAGUUUGGAUAUUUUUGCUACUCCGUCAGCUGCCAAAACGUCACGCCCCAUAGACAUCCCUAAAAAAGAGGUGGUAACAUCAUUACCCGCCAAUAAUAAUUAUUUAUUGGAUGAGGACACCGAAAUGUUACCUUGUGAAGAGGUCACCACUCAAUCAUCACCUGCAAUUACAAAUAGCGAAUCAGACCCCAAUAAGUUAUCAACUUUUGGUAGUAUUCGUUCGGGUAUUGUUAGCAAAAUUAAAGAGAUAUGUAAACUACCAUUUGGUAGUCACAAAACGGAAGAUAUUGCUACAAAAACUUCGAAUUUGUUAACUAAGACGAAUUUUAAACCCGCCAAAAAGACUGAAAAUAAAUUUGAACACAAUUCGUUUCCUGUUCAGCAAGCUUUAAGCGAGCUAAGGGAAGCUCAAAGGACAUUGGGUGCAGAUACAUCACAUAAUACCAGUUCCACAUCAUCCACGUCAUUAUUGAAUUUCGCCACACCACCAAGUACACCGAAAAAUCUGAAUAUUCCAGCGUAUUGUAAGGGAUCGGCCAAUUCCCGUUUGGAACGCCUAAGACAAUCUCUGUUGACGCAGCAGCAAUCCAUGCAGGCAAAUAGCUCGACUUGCUUCUCAUCACUGCCCAAUGCCACCAACACCAGUCCAGGGCCACCAAAGACAAUAGAGACAUCAUUAAAUGAGACAUCAACUUCCAUAUUUCAUACUGCCAAUAAUACUAUGGAUGAUGAAACUGAAGAAAUGGAUUGGGAACCAUUUGUAAAAGAAGAUACGUAUACCAUAGUAAUAUCAAGCAGUGAAUCAAAUUUACCAUUAGUAGCACCAAAAGAAUCGUCCCUAAAAUCCCUACCCGAAACAAUGGGAGAUAUUUAUGAUGCGGUUAAUGAAAAUCUAUUACGAUUGUCGGCGGAAAAGAAAUCCACGUCCAUGGGCAAUAAUAACAACAAAUGGAGAAAAGAUUACUACUAUUUUGUGGUGGAUACCAAUGUCCUGCUGGACCAUCUAAGCUUCAUUGAAGAUUUGACUCAAUUGAAAUUGUGUGAUACCAAAGGCAGUAUGCUAUACAUACCCUAUGGCGUUUUACAGGAAUUGGAUAAACUAAAAAUGCGUUCCGGCUGCAAGGAGGGUGUUAAAACUUUAGCUGUGCGUGCCAUUAAAUAUCUGAAUAAGAAAUUGGAAAAUAAAUCACAAAAUAUAUUGGCCCAAACUGCCUUAGAGGAACGUCAUCAUCUAAUCGAUGUCAAUUCGGCCGAUGACAGUAUCAUUAAUUGUUGUCUACAAGCCAAGGCUCAAGUGCCCAAUCUCCUACUGCUCACCGAAGAUGUAAAUUUACGCAAUAAAGCCAUAUGCAAUAAUAUUUUAGUUGCCACAAAAUCGGAUUUGUUGUCAAAACCUAGUAAAUCACAAUCUUGACCCCCCUUGAAUUGGUUGCAAAAAU
Molecule: messenger RNA, 1567 nt
Organism: Musca vetustissima
Lineage: Eukaryota; Metazoa; Arthropoda; Insecta; Diptera; Muscidae
Product: transcriptional protein SWT1-like
Exons: 5
Coding region: 1-1542 (513 amino acids)
Cellular component (GO): nucleus
Source: RefSeq, a predicted model, not a curated record